AUGGAUUGGGAGAACCAGUCGACAGAACAGUCUUUUGGAAAUGCCUCCCAGAGCCCCGGUGAUGUGCUGGCGCCCUGGGAUGAGACUACCUUGCUUGGACUGCAGAUCUCGGUCUCGGCCAUCCUGGCCAUGGUCACCCUGGCGACGGUGCUGUCCAAUGCUUUCGUGAUCACGACCAUCUUGCUGACGCGAAAGCUGCACACUCCCGCCAACUUUCUGAUCGGCUCGCUGGCAGCAACAGACCUUCUGGUGUCCAUCCUGGUCAUGCCUAUCAGCAUCGUCUACACGGUCAGCAAGACCUGGUCCUUUGGGCAGAUCAUGUGUGACAUCUGGCUGUCCUCCGACAUCACCUUCUGCACUGCCUCCAUCCUCCACCUGUGUGUGAUUGCACUGGACCGCUACUGGGCCAUCACAGACGCGCUGGAAUACUCCAAGCGACGGACGGCGCGGCACGCUGGGGCCAUGAUCGCUGUAGUCUGGGUCAUCUCCAUCUCGAUCUCCAUGCCCCCGCUGUUCUGGCGGCAGGCCAAGGCCCACGAGGAGUUGAAGGAGUGCGUGGUGAACACGGACCAGAUCUCCUACACGCUCUAUUCCACCUUCGGGGCCUUCUACGUGCCCACGGUGCUGCUGAUCAUCCUGUACGGCCGCAUCUACGUGGCCGCCCGCUCUCGCAUCUUCAAAACGCCCGCAUCCCAUGGCAAGCGCUUCACCACUGCGCAGCUGGUCCAGAACUCGGCGGGCUCGUCCCUGAGCUCCAUCAACUCUACCUCCAACCAGGAGGGGGCGCACCUGCAGCCUGGGAGCGGGGGCUGUGGAGGCAGUGGUGGGUCUCCUAUAUUUGCCAACAAUGUGAAAGUGAAGCUGGCGGACAGCGUGCUGGAGCGGAAGCGCAUCUGCGCCGCCCGGGAGAGGAAGGCCACCAAGACGCUGGGGAUCAUCCUGGGCGCCUUCAUCGUCUGCUGGCUGCCUUUCUUCGUGGUCACCCUGAUCAUGGGCAUCUGCCAGGCCUGCAAGCUCAACCCUGUGGUCUUCGACGUGUUCACGUGGCUGGGCUACCUCAACUCCCUCAUCAAUCCCGUGAUCUACACGGUGUUCAACGACGAAUUCAAGCAAGCCUUCCAGAAACUCAUCAAGUUCAAGCGAUGCUACUGAGGAUUGUCCGCUGACUUUCGGAGGGUCGCUUUCCUUCUCGCCUCGUGUCUUCUGGGUGAAAACUGGAAUAUCAGUCAGCGGAGCCCCGGAACACCAUACCGCGGCAUUAGUACAUGUUCUUCACACAAAUCCGCACACACGCCGUGUACACUGGGUCCUCACUGCCCAUCUUUUACAGAUGAGUGUUAUAACUUCCUAUUCGAUGUA
This is a messenger RNA of Scleropages formosus (Asian bonytongue), 1359 nucleotides long. It is a transcript of the gene htr1d, whose product is annotated as 5-hydroxytryptamine (serotonin) receptor 1D, G protein-coupled. The record is from RefSeq and is a predicted model, not a curated record. The transcript has a single exon. The coding region runs from base 1 to 1152 and encodes 383 amino acids. Gene Ontology annotation, cellular component: plasma membrane. NCBI's taxonomy places the organism in Eukaryota, Metazoa, Chordata, Actinopteri, Osteoglossiformes, Osteoglossidae. Gene Ontology annotation, molecular function: G protein-coupled serotonin receptor activity. Gene Ontology annotation, biological process: smooth muscle contraction; regulation of locomotion; vasoconstriction.